Messenger RNA from Nelumbo nucifera (sacred lotus), 1559 nucleotides. RefSeq names its product NAC transcription factor 47-like. The record is from RefSeq and is a predicted model, not a curated record. Gene Ontology annotation, molecular function: DNA binding. Gene Ontology annotation, biological process: regulation of DNA-templated transcription. Lineage: Eukaryota; Viridiplantae; Streptophyta; Magnoliopsida; Proteales; Nelumbonaceae.
CUUGGCCAAUCAAUAGUAACCAUUCAAUAUUUUAAGAUCCUCAUCUCCUCCGUCUUCCCUGCGCUAUACGACAAAUUCUCACAGACAUAAAACGGCAUGCCAUCCUUCAAUUCCAAAAGUUUUAUUCCGGCGAUUCCUCUCUCUCUCUCUCUCGCGCGCGCGCGCUUGGCUCAAGUUUGCUAAAUUAGGUGGUGUUGAGGAAUAUAAUAGGGGCCAUGCCAAACCUAGAAUCAACCCUCCCGCCUGGCUUCCGUUUCCAUCCGACCGAUGAAGAACUGAUCCUCCAUUAUCUCAGAAACAAGGCAACCUCGUCUCUGUACCCAGUGUCGCUCAUCGCUGAAGUUGAUAUCUACAAGUUUGAUCCAUGGGAUUUACCAGCUAAAGCGGCUUUUGGUGAUAAAGAGUGGUACUUCUUUAGCCCAAGGGAUCGCAAGUACCCCAACGGUGCAAGGCCAAACCGAGCAGCAGCGUCGGGAUACUGGAAAGCAACCGGAACAGAUAAACCGAUAGUAGCGAUUUCACGGAGUGGACGGAAGGAAAAUAUAGGUGUGAAGAAGGCGCUUGUUUUCUACAAAGGUCGACCUCCCAAGGGCAUCAAGACCAAUUGGAUCAUGCAUGAAUAUCGGCUUGCAGCAGCAGAAAUUCAUCCCAACAACUACAACAACAACCCCACCAAGCUCAUCAAACACUCAUCUAUGAGGUUAGACGAUUGGGUACUCUGCCGAAUCUACAAUAAGUCCAACAGUCCCUCAAACACAUCAAGGAUCGGGGAUGGAGAAGAAGAGAACAUUUUGAUAAAGGACCUCCUGAUCUUACCAAGCUUGCCAAACCAUGAAAGCAAAAACACUAUCAGCAGCAACCCCCUGAGGUCGUCCUCCUCCAACUUGCUGGAAGAUAUGGAUUACUCUUUCUUGAAUUGCCUCCUAUCCGACAAUUCAUCUGAAUUGAAUGGCUCAGAACAUUGUCCGGUUCUCGAUCAUGGCAACCCAGCUGCAGCUGGUAUCCUGCCCUUGAACAAUAAUACCAACAAUUGUGGCAACCACCAGCACCAAAAGCUUCCUCAAAUGGAUCCUACUUCUUCACUGAUGGAAAGCAAGAUGAUGCGUCAAUGCUCAGUUGCCAUAAACAUGGACGAUAACAUGUUGUUAUACCCAACAAAGAAACUUGCUGGUGAUCCUUGCAGCUUCGCCAGCAGCACCAACGAACUGGAAUACGCUCGGUAUUACCACUUGCACUGUCAUCAGCAGCCACUAUCCUUGAACCAGCAGCAAUUACUCUUCAGUUCCCAUCUUCAUUCCCAAAGACAAAAGGAAGAUAAAAAGGGAAAACAUGUGAAUUGGAACGUAAACUCAUGUCUUAAUAAUUAAUUACGUACGUAAGUCAUCUUUGUGCAGAAAGAAGAUGUAUUUGUUUCAUACCGGAAGACUGAAUGGUAUCAGAAACAGAAACCAUUUUGAACAAGUGAUCAAAGUAAGGUUUGUUGAUUUAGAAGAUUAGCUUUGUAGUUAAGUAUCUGAUUUGGAACAUUAGAUCUAUUUAUAAAUUGUAUUUUCUUUGCC